UGUGUUACUCCGGGGCAGGCACGCGCACACACACACACGGUCACAGCGCUCAGCAUGGGACUCAGCAGCGACCCAAACUUCCAGAAACUGCAGCAAUGGUACACAGCCAACUCUCAGAGCCUCAACAUGAGGCAGAUGUUCGAGGCUGACAAGCAGAGGUUCAGCAAGUUCAGCCUAACACUGAAAACCGAUGAUGGUGACAUUCUUCUGGAUUACUCCAAGAAUCUCAUCAAUGAGGACGUUAUGAAGAUGUUGAUUGAGCUGGCGAAGUCCAGGGGAGUGGAGGCUGCACGUGAUAGGAUGUUCUCCGGCGAGAAGAUCAACUUCACUGAGGGUCGUGCUGUGCUCCAUGUUGCGCUGCGGAACCGCUCUAACACUCCCAUAAAAGUGGACGGGAAAGAUGUCAUGCCCGAGGUCAACAAGGUCCUUGAAAAGAUGAAAGGGUUUUGCCACAAAGUCCGCAGUGGAGAGUGGAAAGGCUACACUGGGAAAUCCAUCACUGAUGUGGUGAACAUUGGCAUCGGAGGCUCUGAUCUGGGUCCCCUGAUGGUGACUGAGGCGCUGAAGCCAUACUCCAAAGGUGGACCACGUGUCUGGUUUGUGUCGAACAUUGAUGGCACGCACAUCGCCAAGACGCUGGCGGAGCUCAACGCCGAGACCACACUCUUCAUCAUCGCCUCAAAGACCUUCACCACUCAAGAGACCAUCACUAAUGCAGAGUCGGCCAAGGAGUGGUUCCUGCAGGCUGCCAAAGAUAAAUCUGCUGUUGCUAAGCACUUUGUUGCCCUGUCUACCAAUGAGCCCAAAGUGAAGGACUUCGGCAUUGACACGACGAACAUGUUUGAGUUCUGGGAUUGGGUUGGAGGGCGCUACUCCCUAUGGUCUGCAAUUGGACUAUCCAUCGCUUUGCACAUUGGCUAUGAGAACUUUGAAAAGCUCCUCGCCGGAGCUCACUGGAUGGACACUCAUUUCCGGACAGCUCCACUGAAUCAGAAUGCACCGGUUCUGCUGGCUAUGCUGGGUAUCUGGUACAUCAACUUCUUCCAGGUGGAAACUCACUGUCUGCUGCCUUACGAUCAGUACAUGCACCGCUUCGCUGCCUACUUCCAGCAGGGUGACAUGGAGUCGAAUGGGAAGUACAUAACCAACCAUGGCACACGUGUGAACUACCAUACAGGACCCAUUGUCUGGGGGGAGCCUGGCACUAAUGGACAACAUGCCUUCUACCAGCUAAUUCACCAAGGAACUCGUAUGGUCCCUGCUGAUUUCUUUAUCCCAGCCCAGACUCAGCAUCCAGUCAGAAACAACCUGCACCAUAAAAUCCUGAUUGCCAACUUCCUGGCCCAGACCGAAGCUCUGAUGAAAGGAAAGACGACAGAGGAGGCAAAGAAGGAGCUGGAGGCUGGUGGAAUGAGUGGAGAGAAACUGGAGAAGAUUCUUCCCCAUAAAGUAUUCCAAGGAAACAAACCAACAAACUCGAUUGUCUUCAAAAAGCUGACACCAUUCACCCUGGGAGUGCUUAUCGCGAUGUAUGAGCAUAAGAUCUUCAUCCAGGGGGUCAUGUGGGAGAUCAACAGCUUUGACCAAUGGGGGGUGGAACUUGGGAAACAGCUGGCCAAGAAGAUCGAGCCGGAGCUGCAGGACACGGCUGAGGUCAGCUCCCAUGACUCCUCUACGAAUGGCCUCAUCAAUUUCAUCAAGAAGAACUUUGCUUGAACACACACACACACACACACACAUAUCCUAAAACAUACUUCACAGGCCCCCUGCCUGCCCUACGGCCGCCUGGGAUUUCUGGAACCUUCCAUCAGUAGCUGUAUAAAACCACUGAGUCUGAAUGUUUUACAUGUGGCCUGAGUUUGAAAUUCAAAUUCUUUAAUAAUAACCACAACACUUCCUGUUAGAAAUAUAUCACCUCAUUAUUAUAAGUGUAAAACUUCCUCAAUCAAUUAAAAUACCACAUUUACGAAACAACA
This is a messenger RNA of Neoarius graeffei (lesser salmon catfish), 1976 nucleotides long. RefSeq names its product glucose-6-phosphate isomerase b (gene gpib). The record is from RefSeq and is a predicted model, not a curated record. Gene Ontology annotation, molecular function: carbohydrate derivative binding; monosaccharide binding; glucose-6-phosphate isomerase activity. Gene Ontology annotation, biological process: glycolytic process; glucose 6-phosphate metabolic process; gluconeogenesis. The transcript is spliced from 18 exons. The coding region runs from base 55 to 1716 and encodes 553 amino acids. Gene Ontology annotation, cellular component: cytosol. NCBI's taxonomy places the organism in Eukaryota, Metazoa, Chordata, Actinopteri, Siluriformes, Ariidae.